This is a messenger RNA of Seminavis robusta, 552 nucleotides long. The record is from the annotation of a GenBank genome assembly. NCBI's taxonomy places the organism in Eukaryota, Bacillariophyta, Bacillariophyceae, Naviculales, Naviculaceae.
AUGACAGGAGCUGAAAAGACAGGCAAGAGCCCAAGGUUCUACCCGGCGGAAGAUGCCAAGCCCUCCAAGCCAACAUACAGAGUUCGACAGAACCCACCCAAGAUCCGCAAAUCGAUCACUCCUGGAACUAUCUUGAUCAUAUUGGCGGGUCGUUUCCGUGGAAAGCGUGUGGUAUUCCUGAAAGCUCUGGAGUCGGGUCUCCUGUUGGUAUCGGGACCUUACAAAAUCAAUGGUGUGCCGCUUCGACGAAUCAACCAAGCUUAUGUAAUUGCUACCUCCACCAAGAUUGAUGUUAGUGGAGUUGAUGUCUCCAAAAUAGAUGAUGCCUACUUUGGACGAGCCAAUGAUGCACCAAAGGCAGAAGGUGAAGAUGAAUUCUUUUCAGGUGAUGCUCCCAAGCCUGCUGUUGUCAGCGACCAACGCAAAACCGACCAAAAAGCUGUUGAUGAUGUCAUUCUAAAGACCAUUGGCACCACCGAAAUGUUAGAGGGAUACUUGGCAGCACAUUUCUCUCUUUCGGCAAGUGACAAACCGCAUUUGCUGCAGUUCUAA